AUGAAUAAUAGUAGUAAUAAUAAUAACAAUAACAAUAAUAACAACCAUGAUCAAAAAACCUCGGAAUUAUUUUAUCUAGUUUUUCAUAAUAAAUAUUUAUUUAAUAAAAUAUUUCAUUUCAUUAAUUCAGUUGAACUAUUUAAAUAUAAUAAUAUAAACGAUAUUCCAGAUAAUAGAAUCUUUUUUAAAAAUAUUACUUCAGUACAUUUCCUAUUAUACAAAAAUUUAUAUUAUUUAUUAAAAAGCAAGUUAGAAUCUGAUGAAUAUAUCCAUGUAAAUUGUAGUUAUAGAAUUACAGAUAUGAUUGGUUAUGAUAUAGAUUUAUCAAAAGAAAUAUUCAAACUACAAUCACAAUCAACUUCAAUAAGUUGUGAAGACAAUGAUUCAUUAUUGUUUGAUACUCGCCAAUUAAGAUAUUUUAGUGAAGAUUUUAUUCAAAUUGCAGUUAAUGAACCAUUCUCUUUUCCAAUAUUUAGGUCAACAUUAAGUUAUUUCUUCUCUUAUUCCACAAAUUCAAAAAUUCAAAUAAUUUUAGAUUCAUUUUAUAAUAUAAAUAACAAAAGCAACAAUAAAAUACAAACAACUUUCACAAAUGAAUAUAAAAAUGAAAUAAUUAAAGAUAUUUAUGAUUGUGGAGAUUUAUUCCAACGUGAUAGAGUAUUACAACUAGUUUUAAGCAAUAAAGAAUAUUAUAAUAUACAUAUUAAUAAUAAAAUCAAUAUUAUAGAUAUCUUAUUCAAAACAAUAUCAAUAGAGAAUCAAAAUCAAUUAUUAGAUAUGAAAUUAUAUUUUUUCCCUGAUUAUAUUAACCAAAAUGACCAAAACGAAAUGGAUGAUAUAAUUAAUAAAAAUAAAGAUAUCAAUAGAAUAAUAAAACUAUCAGGCUAUAUUAGAAAACAUGUUCAAAAGGAUUAUGUUAAAAGUUUUCAAUUCAAUUAUUUUUCCAAUGGAGAAUCAAUCCAAUUAGAAAACCUAAAACUAGUUUUACAAAACAAUACAAAUAAUUGGAAAAAAAUCAAAAACUAUUCUCGUCAGCUAUCAUUUAAUACAGAUACAAUCAAAUUUUAUUUCGAAAAUAAAAAGCACCUAUAUUUUAUGGAAUCUGAUAUUUGGGAAACAAUAGGGGUUAUGUUUGAUAAGUAUUUAUGCAAAUUAGAUAAAAAAAAGUUCUGCCAACUAAUUGAAUCAAUACCACCAUGUAGAUAUAAAAUUUAUUCAUUAUGGAAGGAAGUGGUUAAAAGAACAAAAACAACGAUACCAACUGAAUUAAUUACAGACUCUAUUGAAUAUAAUGACAGUUCAAAUAAUAAUUAUAAGAAAAAUAAUAAAUCACCGGAAACAACAACAACAUUACUUGUAGUCAAAGAUAAACAAACACUCGAUUUAAUUUCAAAUAUCUUGGAUAUAUAUAAACAAACAAUUGGUUACUUUCCCGAAUUUUCUACUUUAGAUAUCAUGGGCUGUUAUUGGAUAGAUCUACCCGAAAUAGAUGAGAACACCUUCAAAUUCAAUAGUGUUGAGUUAAUUAAAUAUACACAUAAAAAAAUUUUUAAAUUAAAUUUAAAUAUUUUCAAACAAACACCCAUACGAUCCAAGAAAGCCAUUAAUGAUACUGUUUUGGAAAUACCACUCAAAAAUGCCAUGGAAACAUUUAAUUUAAAAGAAUUAAAAUCAAUAUUCGAACUUACCAAAGAUUAUAGUUUAUCUAGACUAUACUAUUCAUACAAGAAACCAAAUCGGCCACUAUCAUAUCAAGAUAUUACACAACUCACUGAAGUCAUCGAAUAUUUUAUCAACAUCAAUUGUCCUCAAGGUGUUUAUUAUUGCUUAGAUCUAAUGCCAGAAGGAAAUUAUGAACACACUGAAAAAGAUAACUAUUUAACCAAUUUAUCUAAUAGUUGUGAGGUUUUAACCAUUGUAUUCGCAAUAUCAACUAAACUAUUAUCAGUUCACGUCAUCAAACUAUUAAUCAACAAAUAUCUUUAUAAUGCAGAUGUUGAAAACAAACUACCAAACUAUAUCAGUAGCUACAUUUUAAAUGUUGAAAACCUCAAAACCAAUAGAAAUCGUCCUAUUCCUUUGUCUUUUUACAGUAACCGUUAUUAUGCCAUUGAUUUUCAAACACAAAGAUACGAUAAUAUUAAUAUUGAUGAUCUAAUAUCAAUCAUUCAUUUAAUAAUUAAUAAAUCUAAACAACUACAAAAUCAAACACAACAACCAAUAUCAAAUAUUAAUUAUGAAAAUUUUAUUUUUACUCCAACACCCAAAGUCCAUAUUUUCCAAGGUGAAGCUCUUAAAUUUGUUAUCAACAUAUUAUUCAAAAUAUUAAUUCAAAGUAAAGGUGAAGUACCAUUUGAAAAGAUCAAAUCAACUUAUCAAUUCAUCAACAACUCUGGUGUAACUACAGUUCAAAAAUCAACAUUAUUUUCAAUUUACUAUCUUGCAAAUAAAUCAUUAACACUCAUCAAAUAUUUACUUGGUUUACCAAUCUUUAGCGAUGCUAAAGACGGUGUGAGCUAUAACUGGGAUGGUACUAUUUUUUACCGUCAAGAUCGUAAAAAACAGGGCAAAAUAGUUUUAAAUUUAAACGACUAUAUUGAUCCAGAAGUAUUUUCAUUCGAAUAUAUAUUUGGUAAUAAUAAUUGUAUUAAUUGUGACAAUGGAGCACCAUGUAUCGAUAUUAUUGAAAACCUUCAUCAAAAUAUUUUUAACAAAUCAUACACAAUCUUCAAAGAAUCACCCCCUAUCAAUAUGAUCACUGACCUUUAUAUUCAAACUAUAAAAACCUUGUUCUUCUUCCAAAGAUACGAUUUAUUUUUAAAAUAUUUAGAAGAAUUGAAACUCAAAUACAAUAGCUAUGAUGAACAAAGCAAUCGUUUUAUUAAAAUUUCAAACAUUAUUCAAACUGGUGACCACACUUUAAUAUCCACAGUAUUGAAUGAAUACAGCAAUUAUUGUAUUCUUUCAACAUCAGAAACCUGCAAUUUAUUAAAAUAUAAUGUCGAAAAUAACACCAACAUUGGUCAAUCUUUAAUAAAAAACAAAAUUAUUAUUAAUAAUAAGAGUUUUGAUCCAGAUACAGUAUUAGCUCUUCACCAUUUAAUAUUUGACGAGAAAAGCCAAUUUAAAUUCUCAUUUAACAUCAAACCAUACCAAAUGCCAUUCAAACUAUAUCAACUCCUCCUCAACACCUAUCCAAAUAAUACUCUAUUAAAACUAUCAAAAACAAUAAUUAAUGAAACUAUCAAUAGAAAAAAAAUCCACUUCCUAAAACAACUCUAUCAAAAUAAUCUUGUUAAUGAUGACAUCGAUAACAUAAACGAUGAAUAUAAUCAACUACUAUCCCAUUUAAAACAAAAACUAUCAGAACAUAAAGAAUAUAAAUAUAUUAACUGGUUUAAUUAA
Dictyostelium purpureum is the source of this 3405-nucleotide messenger RNA. RefSeq lists its product as uncharacterized. The record is from RefSeq and is a predicted model, not a curated record. Lineage: Eukaryota; Evosea; Eumycetozoa; Dictyosteliales; Dictyosteliaceae. The coding region runs from base 1 to 3405 and encodes 1134 amino acids. The transcript has a single exon.